AUGGGAACGAAACUAAAACAGGAGGAGCUAGAGCUGGCUGCUACUGUCAUACAUAGCAUCUGGUUGAGAAGAAACGAAAUGGUUUUCAAUGGUAAUUUUCAAUCUCCGAAUGCAGUCAUAGCUAAGGCACAAGCUGAUUACUCUGUGUAUAGGGAGGUGCAGGAAGGAGUUCCUGGGGCAGCAACUAGAAUUCAUAUUAGUGACUCCAAGCAGGUUUGGAAUCCUCCUGUAUGGCCUUGGUACAAGGCAAAUUUUGAUGCAGGUUUUAAUAGAGAUAAGGGAAGAAUGGGGAUAGGGGUGGUUGUAAGGGAUUCGAAGGGGGCUUUGAUUGGGAGUCUGGUUGCACCAAAGAGGAAUGUCACCUCGACUUUCCAAGCAGAGUGUCAUGCUCUUCAUAGAGCAAUGGUCUUCUGUACUGAACUGGGUUUGAUGCAUGUAUGUUUCGAAGGGGAUGCAAAAGCUGUAGCUGAUGCUGUAAAUUCAGAAACAGAAGACAACUCUUGGGAUGGCCAGCUAAUUGAAGACAUUCGACAGCUUAAGGCAGCCUAUCCUGUGUGGAAACUGGUUUUUGUCCGAAGAUCUGUAAAUGCUAGUGCUCAUGUAGCAGCUAAGUUAGCAGUUAAUUCUUCUUGUGAAAGUGUAUGGCUAGAGGAUGGCCCAAGUGAGGUUAGAAGAUCCACUAUGGAUGAGUUAGUGUGUAACGAACUAAUUCAAUCUUAG
Messenger RNA from Carya illinoinensis, 720 nucleotides. RefSeq lists its product as uncharacterized. Lineage: Eukaryota; Viridiplantae; Streptophyta; Magnoliopsida; Fagales; Juglandaceae. The transcript has a single exon. Bases 1 to 720 code for a protein of 239 amino acids. The record is from RefSeq and is a predicted model, not a curated record. Gene Ontology annotation, molecular function: RNA-DNA hybrid ribonuclease activity; nucleic acid binding.